UACGGCUUCUCUAUUUUCUUUCUCCAGGGCAGGGCAGGCAAUGGCCUGUCCUUAUUGUAGAAUUCUGUGUUUUUGUAUCAUGCAUCUUAUUGUAGAAUUCUUCACCAAGAAUAUUUAGCUUUGCCAUUGAGGUGCUAACAUGGUUUAUUUUGCUGAUCAAUCACGUAUCCAGGAAUCCUUGAAGAGCUGUGCUGGUCUAAAAUGACUUCCAAUGGUGGGUCGGGAGACGGCCAUGCCAAGCAGCCCCUUUUCUCCUUCGGUGUCAUAACCGAUAUCCAGUAUGCCGAUAUUCCGAACGGCCACUCAUUCCAUGGCGUCCCGCGAUACUAUCGCCAUAGCAUUCAGGUUUUACAAAGAGCAGUGCGCCAAUGGAAUGAUGAUCAGAAGAAGAAGAAGGUCCAGUUCUCCAUGAAUUUUGGGGAUAUUGUCGAUGGCUAUUGCCCAAAGUCCGAGUCACUCAGUGCCGUGCAGAAAGUCGUCAAAGAGUUUGAGCGGUUCAACGGACCGACCUACCACAUGAUAGGCAACCACUGCCUUUACAAUCUCCCUCGCAAUCAGUUGAUUUCGUUGCUCAAUUUGCCCUCUGAAUCUGACCAUUUGUACUACGACUUCUCCCCUAGUCCGGAGUACAGAUUCGUCGUUCUCGAUCCGUAUGACAUCAGUGCAAUUGGCUGGCCGCAUGAUCAUCCGAAUACACUGGCAGCUAGUCGAAUUCUCAAGGCCAAGAAUCCCAACGCCGACAAGAACAAUCCGGCCGGCAUGGAAGGUCUUGAACAGAGGUUCGUGAUGUUUAAUGGAGCUCUCGGCAAGGAUCAAUUGCGUUGGCUCGAUGAUGUGCUCCGUGAAUCCACGAAGAAGAAGCAGAAGGUCAUCGUGUGCUGUCAUCUCCCUCUUUAUCCUGAAGCAGCAUCGGCAUUGGCACUCCCGUGGAACUAUGAAGAUGUGCUGACUUUGAUCCAUCGGUAUGGAUGCGUGAAGGCUUGCCUUUCCGGUCACGACCAUAAGGGCGGCUACGCCGUCGACUCUCAUGGAAUCCAUCACCGUGUUCUUGAGGCUGCUCUGGAGUGUCCUCUCGGAUCAAAUGCAUUUGGAUGUAUCGACGUUUACGACGAUAGACUUUCUCUCGUAGGAACUGACAGAUUGAAGAGUACAGAGAUGGCCUUCAGGUAACUAGACGAUGCAGCAAAAUAGUGCAUAACUCAGUAGUCUCUUAAUUAGAAGCCUUUCUAAAAUGGAAGUAGAGAUUUUUUUUUCAGCAAUUUUUAGGAAUAUGUUGAUAGAAAACAAAAAGAUUCAAAAUCU
Messenger RNA from Zingiber officinale, 1302 nucleotides. RefSeq names its product manganese-dependent ADP-ribose/CDP-alcohol diphosphatase-like. The coding region runs from base 202 to 1170 and encodes 322 amino acids. Lineage: Eukaryota; Viridiplantae; Streptophyta; Magnoliopsida; Zingiberales; Zingiberaceae. The transcript has a single exon. Gene Ontology annotation, molecular function: 2',3'-cyclic-nucleotide 2'-phosphodiesterase activity; CDP-glycerol diphosphatase activity; ADP-ribose diphosphatase activity. The record is from RefSeq and is a predicted model, not a curated record.